AUGUUCAAAUUCGUCAUUCUUGCUGCCUUCGUUGCCGCUGCCAAUGCAGUUUUGGCUCCAACUCCUUAUGGAACUGCCGUUACCAGUCAACAUGGCAACAUCCUCCGCUCAUACGGAAAUUUGGGACAAGUUUCGACCUAUUCCAAGACCAUCGAUACUCCCUACUCUUCCGUCAGCAAAUCUGAUGUCCGUGUAAGCAACCCCGGAGUUUAUGGAACUCAUGCCUAUGCUGCCCCAAUUGCUCCCAUUGCCCAUGGAUACCACGGAUAUGCCGCUCCAGCUUAUCAUGGAUAUGCUGCUCCCGCUUAUCACGGAUAUGCUGCUCCCGCUGUCGCUAAAGUUGCUGCCCCAGCAAGCCUCUUGGGAGUUGCUUACUCUCCAGCUGUUGCCGUUUCUCACAUGAGCUACCAAGCACCUGCCAUCUCUUAUGCUUGGUAA
Molecule: messenger RNA, 438 nt
Organism: Culicoides brevitarsis
Lineage: Eukaryota; Metazoa; Arthropoda; Insecta; Diptera; Ceratopogonidae
Product: cuticle protein 67-like
Exons: 4
Coding region: 1-438 (145 amino acids)
Source: RefSeq, a predicted model, not a curated record